GCCUUGCAAACAGAUGCUGAGGCUGAAAUCCGAGCGCAGCAUACAUGAAGCUCUGCAGGCAAUCCACUUUUGGCGAGCAACGCGCCUGAUCCACCCCCGGACUGCAUAAGUCCCCCUCUCCCCGUCUAGCUAGUUCGCCGUUUGUAAUAUGCCCACAGUGAGAUCACUGCAAAAAGAAUGAAAAGCGUAAUCCCCUUUUACUUAGAAGUAAGUCCCACUAAGUACGACGAGGCAUACACCCUCGCAGGUCAACGGAAGCAGGACGACGGCCACGGUGAGCUUAUACAUGAACAGUAUCCAAGUUUGGGCUCGGCUGAAUCCUGUCCCCAACUCCAUUUUUGAACUGGCGCUGCUGACUGCCGCGACCAACAGCACAGAGGUGGUGGUGAGUUCUUCGACGUAGCUGACUUUUCCGCUGGAUCCAUCGGGGGCAGAAACUGGAAGCAGGCCCUUUGCAGCCGCUGGCGUAGUAGCCACCUGGCCCUGGACGGAGACGGCAGCGGCAACCGAGGCAACGGCGACAGGGGCAGAAUCCUGGCCGCGUGACAUCAAAAAGCCUCCCGGUGACGUCGCGCCCGCUGUCGUGCGCAGUUGUCUCUUGGUUGGGCUGGCAGGAUGCUAGACGUGCUCAGUGUCGGGCCCAGGGGGAAGCCAGCAGCCAGCACCCCCCGGCUGCUGCCGUAUUACCAGCUACAUGCGGGGCUAGACCGGGUGUUGAAACCAUGGGGAAGAAUAAAGGAGGCUGGAGAAAAUUUUUCUGCUGUGCUGGCCCACCAGAAACACAGUCUUCAACUUGCGUUAAUAUCAACGAGUCUGAUCACUUCAAGGUGCCCUCCGAGCCAGAGCCCUCCGAGCCAGAGCCAGAACAGGACCAAGAAGAAGGCUUGUAUGCUGAGGCUGAGGUGCAAACUUCUAAAGUGGAAAUCCCAGAUGGAAAUAGGUGGAGGUGGUCACGAUUACACAGAGAGGUUGAGCAGCAAACCUCAUUCUCAUCUGUAUCCGUUCCAGAGAUAGAGUCAUCGUCUGAGGCAGAUGUUCAGAUCCAAACUUCAUUUUCGAGCAUACCAAGAGAAGUUGAGGCCCAGGCGCAAACGUCAUUUCUUUCCCUGCGGUGUCCAACCCCAAUUGAAAGUGAUGUCCAGGUGCAAACCUCAUUCCUUUCAAUAGCUGGAGAAAAGGAGGCCCAGGUGCAAACCUCAUUCCUUUCAAUAGCUGGAGAAAAGGAGGCCCAGGUGCAAACCUCAUUCCUUUCAAUACCUGGAGACAAGGAGGCCCAGGUGCAAACCUCAUUCAUGUCAUUACCAGAAAGGAAGUCGGUGGUAUCUUUGGAAAAGUCUGCCCAGGCAUCCUCCUCCUAUCUAGAAUUAUUAGAGAAGUUUGCUUCUUUGCCAGCGUUAGCUGAGGCUCAGGUGCAAACCUCACAGUUUGAUAUAGCAGCUCUUUCAGAAAUGGACAUCCAAGUGCAGACUUCAUUUUCAGACUAUAUGUCAGAAAGGGAGGAUACAUCGUCCAUUGAACCUGAGGCCCAGAGUAAGAUGUCACCUCAGUCAUCAUUGAUGGAACAAAGCAUGUUACACCCCGUAUAUGUUGAUACUGGGAUACAAACCUUACCUGUGGAAAUACCACCUGGGAAUGACUGGCGUUCUGCACGUUUAAAUGCUGAGGCCCAGAUACAAACCUCAUUUACUUCAGUGAUAGAGGAACUUGAAGCUACCAUCCAGAUACAACCUUCAAUGUUCGAGUUAGAAAAAACAGAGGAGAUGGCAGGAGAGCUGGAAGCUCCUCUUGCCACAGAAGAGAUGCCUGUCUCCUCUGAACUGACUGAAAGUGGCAUACAAACAUCUGACACAUUGCUUCAGCAAUGGGAUAAGUGGCGUUCAUUACGACCACACGUUGAUGCACAGAUCCAAACAUCAGCCAUUGAACUGCUGAAGAAGCUUUCUUUGCUGUCACAGAUUGAGACCAUGGAACCGGCUUCCCGUACUGAAUUACUAAAGAAAGCUUCCUCCUUGUCAGUGACUGACCCACACAUGCAAAUGUCAAGUCAUGAGUUACUGAGGAAGGCUUCCUCUUGGUCAAAUGCUGGGGUGGAAAACCAGAUCUUCAAUGAUGAGCUACUGAAGAAGCGGCCAUCUUCAGCACAAGUGCUUACAACCUCGGAUUAUGAAUCGCCAACCAGGGAGGCCCAGAUACAAACAUCUGAUGUAGAACUAAUGAAGAAACUUUCUUCUGCAUCCCAUACUGAACCCAAAGGGAGGACAUCAGACAUUGUCUUCCAAAAGUCCUCCUCUGCAUCCUUUGCCAAACCCCAGGAAAAGACAUCAGAUACUGAUUUCCGAAAAUCUUCUUCUGCGUCAUAUGCAGAACCCCAGGGGAAGACAUUAGACACUGAUUUUCAAGAGUACUCUUCCAUGUCAUAUGCGGAACCCCAGAAGACAAUAUCAGAAAGUGAUUUCCGACAGUACUCUUCUUUGUCAUUGAUUGAGGCCGGGGAUGAUAAUCAGGAAGCAAUAACAGAAGGAAAAGAGUACCUUAUUACCCCACAAACAAUGGAAGCUCAGAUCCGCAAGUGGUAUCAUGAACUUCCGGAGGUCCAGACGUCAGCCUCUUUGGCCCGAGUCCAAAGGGAACCUCUUUCAUCUCCAACAGUUGACAGUGCGGUACAGACGUCAUAUGUUGAAAUACCACUGGAAAAUAAGUGGCGGGAAUCACGGCUGCAAGCUGAAACUCAGGUGUGGACUACAGGGCUUGAAUGGCCAAUUAAAGAAGCAGAAUCUCACCCCCAGCUACAAUAUGACACCCAGACACAAACUUCCUUGCUUGAAAUAUGGAAAGCAAGAGACUUAGCUGAUGUCCGGAUGCAGACUUCCAACUUUGAAGUAGCCGAAACAGUGGAGUCUCCUCCUCCAUUAUUAGAUACCCAGGCACAAACAUCAGUGUUUGACAUUUGGAAAGGAAGAGAACAAACUGAUGUUCAAACGCAAACCUCAGGCGACGAAUUGCCCCAGCAAGGAAUCAAGUCUCCUCCCGCUGAACAAAUUGAGAAGUUGGUGCAGACCCCCUUUCUUGAAAUAUGGAAGGCAAAAGAACUAGAUGACAUGCAACAGAAGACAUCUGAGACUGAGUUACUGGAGCCCAAAGUGGAGUCUUCUGUCCCAUUGCAAACUGAAUUGGAAGUGCAAACAUCCUUGAUGGACAUAUGGAGGGAAAAAGAAAAAACUGAUACUGAAGCACAAAGCUCCUUAUCUGAUUUACUAGAGGCACAAGAAGAGCCUCCUCUGGUGUCACAAACUGAUGCUCAGGUGCAAACCUCACAUGUUGAAGUACCUGUGGGGGAUUCAUGGCGUGCAUCACGUUUGCAUUCUGAUGUUCAGCAGCAGACUUCAUUUGAACUAGAGGAGGAAAAAUUAGAGUCUCCUCCUCCAUCACGAAUGGACAUCCAGGCACAAACCUCUCUCCUUGAUAUAUGGAAGGCAAAAGAAUUAAAUAAUGCCCAGAUGCAAACUUCUUGGAUGGAUUUCCCAACAGACAUGGAAGAAUCUCUUCUCCCACCACAAUCUGAAAGCCCUGGUCAGCCACCUAUGCCUGAGAAAGAAGAGUCUCCUCCCCCAGCCCUAAUUGACAUCCAGGUGCAAACCUCCCUUCUUGACAUAUGGAAGGCAAAAGAACUAAAUAAUGCCCAGAUGCAAACAUCUUGGAUAGAUUUGUCAAAACCCGUGGAAGUACCUCUUCUUCCACCACAGUCUGAAAGCCCAGGUCAGCCACCUAUGACUGAGAAGGAAGAGUUGCCUCCCCCAGUCCAAAUGGAUAACCAGGUGCAAACCUCCCUACAUGACAUAUGGAAGGCAAAAGAACUAGUUGAUGCUGAGGUGCAAAGUUCCCUGAUGGAUUUGCUACAACCAAUGGAGGAGUCGCCUCUCCCACCACAAACUGAAGGCCCAGUCCAACUACCCAUACCUGACUUAGCAGAUGCAACUCCUGAAUUUCCUCCUCCAGCCCAAACUGACUCUAGGGAGCAAAGAUCCUUCCCUGAAGUGUCAAAGGCAGCAGAUCCAGUGAACACUGCAGUAAAAACUUCUAAGACUGAACUUCCAGAGUCUACUCCCCCCCCACCAACCGACACUAAAGCCCAAAUGUCCCAGCUUGAUAUGGAGACGCCAGAAGAAUUACCCAAGGCCCAGGAACAGUGUUCCAGUACCAGUUUAGCAAGUGCCAUGGCAGUGUCUCCCGCUCCAUCACGCACGGCUGUGUCUCCCGCUCCAUCGCGCACGGCUGUGUCUCCCGCUCCAUCGCGCACGGCUGUGUCUCCCGCUCCAUCGCGCACGGCUGUGUCUCCCGCUCCAUCGCGCACGGCUGUGUCUCCCGCUCCAUCGCGCACGGCUAUGUCGCGCACGACAUCGCCUGUCCCAUCGCAAAUUGCCAGUCCAGUUCGACCACCCACACCAGUAUCACUAUCUGCAAAUGAGGAUUUUGCCCUCCUAGAGCAGAAAAGAGUUUCGAUGCAAAAAACAUUGCUUGAGUUAUGGAACACAAGAGAGGAAGUUGAGAUUAAAAUGCAAACUGCCAGCCUUGGUCUUCGUUUUGAAGAAGAUUUGCCUUUAUUCCCAAAGUUAGUAGACAAACAGGUAAACAUGGCAGAUGUUGCGAUACCUGAAGGGAAAAAGUUGGACCAAGUUUCCAAAGUGCCAAUAAAGUCAAAAAAUCCUGUAUUUGCUGAAGCCCAGGUUCAGACCUCAUAUGUUGACAUACCCCGGGGAAAGAAAUGGCGUUCCUCUCGCAUAUGUACAGAGGCCCAAGUGCAGACUUCUUUUCAUGACCUCCAUGUGAAAGACAGGAUUCCAACCCUGCAUGAUCGUGUGGCAGCAAAAAGAGUACCCAAAGGACCAAGGCGAGCGGCACCAAUGUCUGUGCACUUACAUGUAAAGAUGUCUCCAAAGCAUCAAACUAGCAAUGAAAAAAAAUAGUGAAUACUUGAAUUUAAAGAAAUAAAAGAUUGCAAAAUACCAGAAGCAUAACCAGCGACUUUUUCUGCAGGUAGUGGCUAAACAUGGGAAAAUGUGGAGGUGUGUGAAGGGUCAUGGAUAUGGGCCAAUGAAACCGAGCUUUCAGUAGGAAACUGGACAGAAAAAACUUACACACCCACACCCAUAUUCAAGUCAUGGGAAGGCUGUGGGAUGACAUACAGUCCUUGGGUGUGUGUGUUGAUGUACAACCCUUGAAUGUGUGUGUUGUCUGUAAAAAAAAAAAAUAACCUGCACUUAUUCACAUCAACAUCCCUGGAAUCCCACUUCAAAUACUGUGGACAUGGAUUCAAGAGCAUGGGAAAAGGGUCCUCAAUGACUGCAGGGAACUAUGGUUCUCAUGGAAGGAACUAUCACUAUAGUAAAAUGGAAGUAUCAAGGAGUUGUAAACUAAUAUGGCAGAGCCAAUGUAUAUAGGCAAUGUGCAUGUGAGAAAACGGAUGUAGGAAAAGGGAGAUUUGUUUGACUAAAGGAAGGGUUUUUUUGCCUCUGUGAAUUGCGUGUAAUGCCACAACAGGAACACAUUUUACAAUAUCACAUAGGAAACACGGGGUGUGCUCUACUGAACUCAGUGUAUUAUUUGAUAUGAGAUGUAUUGGGAUGAACUGGGUCACAACAUCAAUCGCAUUUUGUCAUGAUUGUAACCACUUUGCUCAAAACAAUAUGUGAUUAUCCAACACCAUCAGUGACCUGAUAAAUCCCAUGGGAGAACUGGACUAGCAAAUUAGAUAACCUAGGGCUGCAAUCCUUAGACUGCAAAAUGUAAGCCCCAUUGAAUUCAGAGUAGACAUGGUUAGGAUUGCAGCCGAAGUAUCACAGUGGGGAGAUGCUGGGCCAGCUACAGUCUAAUAUAUAUGAAUGUUGUG
Molecule: messenger RNA, 5887 nt
Organism: Rhineura floridana
Lineage: Eukaryota; Metazoa; Chordata; Lepidosauria; Squamata; Rhineuridae
Product: FK506-binding protein 5-like
Exons: 5
Coding region: 723-4964 (1413 amino acids)
Source: RefSeq, a predicted model, not a curated record